UGCUCACCCACUUCCUCUACCUGAGCUGCUUUGUCUGGAUGACCGUCGAGACGGUAGUUUUACUCCACGCCACCAGGGGUCUCCAGCAGCUCAGCAGGAACGCGCCGCUGCAGCCGCCGGCCCCCUGGAAGUAUGUGUAUGCCAUGGCCUAUGGGGUGCCUCUAGUCGUGGUGGCCGUGUCUGUGGGGAUGAGACCAGACGCCUACGGGAGCGAGCAGUGCUGGCUGAGCAGAUCAGAUGGAUUCAUUUGGAGCUUCACUGGCUCUCUGCUCGUUAUGUUUGGCGUGAACGCUGUUCUCUUCAUGGUCAUCUUCAUCAUCCUCCGUCUGUCAGAGUGCCCAGAUCCUAAUGUCUCAUAUGCCAGUGGCCUGACACUGAAGGCCGUGUUCCAGUUUGUGAUCCUGUCGUUGCCGUGGAUACUGGGCAUAGUGGCGCCUAGCUACGAGGGCCUGGAGAUUCUGGUCAUCCUCCUGCACUCCCAGCAGGGCUCAUGUCUCUUUAUCAUGCACUGUGUCUUUAACGCUGAGGUAAGGCGUCAGUAUGAGAGAUGUUGGCAGCGUGGUCUCAGGUGUCCCUCUAGAUCCGACCAACCAGCGCAGGAAUUCCACAGCAUCGCCGUAGAGACGGCAGGUGCCAGCCAAUCACGACAGAGGGCUCGUCCUCCUCCCAGCCAAAGGGAACAGCUUGCGCUGCAGGCCAUGCGUGAUGCCCCUCCCACUUCAACAGGUGCUGGCCAGUCACAACUUAAGGCUCCUCCUCCUGGCCAAUCAGAACUCAAGGCUCGUCCUCCUGCCCAAUCAGAACUCAAGACUCGUCCUCCCGGCCAACCACAACUCAAGGCUCGUCCUCCCGGCCAACCACAACUCAAGGCUCGUCCUCCCGGCCAACCACAACUCAAGGCCCGUCCUCCCAGCCAACCACAGCUCAAGGCCCGUCCUCCUGGCCAAUCAGAAUUCAAGGUUUGUCCUCCCGGUGAAUCAAAACUCAAGGCUCGUCCUCCUGGCCAAUCACAAUUCAAGGCUCAUUCUCUUGGUCAAUCAGAACUCAAGGCUCGUCCUCCCAAUCAAUCAGAACAGGCCACACCGGCCGAACAGAAUACAGCGGCCACUCAACCAGCCAAAUCAAUGGGAGUUAUCAAUGUUCUUUGGUCUGCUGCUGUAUUUGAUUCUGAUUCGGAUUGAACACUGCAUUUGAUUUGCCCUCCUUUGUUACUCUGUGUAAAUUAUGUUGUUUUUGUAGUUGCACAAUAGCAAAAAAAAUAUCCCUAAUCUCACAAAUGCUAACUCAACAAAAUAAACUAUUAUAAUGCUACAAAGACAAUAAAGACAUCAUCAGCCAGUGGAUGCAAAGCAAGACAACAGUCUUUAUUUUCAAUGUUCAUUUAAAAACAUGACAUUUAGCCUCUUGUAUACUAACAACCCCCCCCCCCCUUCUUGGUUAUCAUUGGUAAUUAAAAACAGCAUUGACUCUACUCACUUUUCUGUGCCUUAAAUGUUUACUCGUUUACUGGCAUUGUUUUUUCCCCUUAACAUUGUGUAGCCUACGAGCUAUCAGGUUUCCAAUGGGAUACAGUGCAACCAUGUAAGUAGCUAACUUAGUUGGCAACAACGCUGUCGCACAUUGACUGCUAACCUUCAAGCAACCUUGUAGGUUGCCGUUGUGAAAUUGGAUUGCUACCAAGUAAGUUGCAAAAGUUAGCAACGCCGCUGUCGAAAAACGCACCCCACAUUCAGUCUCUGUCUGUGUAUAAGGCGAUGAGGAGUUUGUGCCGGUCAUCGCUCACUCUCUUGUGCUCAAGUGGCAUGCUGUCCCAUACAGAACACGAUAAUAUAUAUUAUUUUAUUGAUAUUUUAUUAAGUGAAUGUUUCGACUGUAGCGUCAGAGUCAGCGAAAAAGUGGUCUAUGCUCAGUAUUUGGUUUAAUAUAUUUUCACUGAAGGUCACAGUCUUUAACUACUUUUUUUGAUUGUUCCUCGUUCAAGAGACAAAAAGGGGGGAAUCAAUCACACACACUUGAACCUUUAGGUUUGCGCUUUGGUGUCCCUGUUUGUCAAUCAUUUUUUACAAGACACACCGGCUAUUCUGGUAUGAAGCACACAUACAGCAUUACACACACACACACACACACACAUACAAACACACAAGCCUGUGUAUGGCACAUGUGUCUCCAUCGACAUCCCAGCCCUUACACAACAUAGUAAUAGCCCUUUAUAGAUGAGUGCAGUCUCACAGUACUUAGCAGCUAACCAACACCUCAAGCACAAGCAUUUUAUUUCAUUACAAACACACAGAUUUAUAAUUAACUGUGUGAAGAAGAGACGUUUUUGUUGUCACCCUUCUGAUUUUUGUUUUACUUCCUUUUUUCUUUCCCCCACAAAACGAAGGUGUAUAAAAACAGAAUAUAUACAUACAUAAAAUGAAAUACUAGUAAAGAAAAAAA
Engraulis encrasicolus (European anchovy) is the source of this 2439-nucleotide messenger RNA. RefSeq lists its product as uncharacterized. Gene Ontology annotation, molecular function: G protein-coupled receptor activity. NCBI's taxonomy places the organism in Eukaryota, Metazoa, Chordata, Actinopteri, Clupeiformes, Engraulidae. The coding region runs from base 39 to 1181 and encodes 380 amino acids. The record is from RefSeq and is a predicted model, not a curated record. Gene Ontology annotation, cellular component: plasma membrane. The transcript is spliced from 5 exons. Gene Ontology annotation, biological process: cell surface receptor signaling pathway; adenylate cyclase-activating G protein-coupled receptor signaling pathway.